Beta vulgaris subsp. vulgaris (sugar beet) is the source of this 1347-nucleotide messenger RNA. Its product is annotated as AMSH-like ubiquitin thioesterase 2. The record is from RefSeq and is a predicted model, not a curated record. The transcript has 8 exons. Gene Ontology annotation, molecular function: K63-linked deubiquitinase activity; protein binding; metal-dependent deubiquitinase activity. Gene Ontology annotation, cellular component: membrane; endosome. NCBI's taxonomy places the organism in Eukaryota, Viridiplantae, Streptophyta, Magnoliopsida, Caryophyllales, Amaranthaceae. Gene Ontology annotation, biological process: protein K63-linked deubiquitination. Bases 397 to 1074 code for a protein of 225 amino acids.
GUUUUAUGCAUGUUCAGAGAGAUGGGAAUACUGUUGCCCAUAAUCUCGCUAGAUUAUUUCCUUUUGGUGUGAAACAAUGUUGGGAGAAUCAUUGUCCGGUUAAUGUAGUUCCGUAUGUACUCAUGGACUCGUUAUCUAUGGAUUAAUGAAAUCACGUUCCCUUUCAAAAAAAAAAAAAAAAAAACAAUCUUUCCCCCAAAGUAUCAUCAGAAUUGCAAUUACUACCGUUAUUCUCCACUUCUUCCCUCUCCUUCAAAUUAGCAAUUUAUUUGUUCACAAACAUACAGAAAUUAUCGUAUAUAGUCACUUAUUUUAAAGCAAUUUCACCUCUUUUCCUCCCUCAUCCUUCUCAAACAUGCAGGAAUAAGACGUACGAACAUCAAAGGGAAUAGAAAUAUGGUCACUCAUUACCCUUCUGCACCAAUCUCUUGCACGGAGGUUCCACCUAAUGCUGGACAAGUUUCACAAGUGACAGCUGCAGAUUCACGAUAUGCAUAUUCAGACUCUGCGAUUCAUGUUCUUAAAAAUGUACAUAUUUCAGCUCAAUUAACAGAUGAUUUUCUUGAACUUGCCCGCAACAACACCAACAACGAUCUCGAGACAUGUGGGGUUCUUGGUGCUUCCCUCAAAGAAGAGACAUUCUAUGCUACAACGUUAAUAAUACCGAAGCAGAAAUCAACUUCCAGCUCAUGUCAGGCAUUAAGGGAAGAGGAGAUCUUUAACAUACAGAAUGAUCGGUCCCUAUUUCCCGUAGGAUGGAUCCAUACACAUCCAUCUCAAAGUUGUUUCAUGUCAUCGAUAGAUCUGCACACGCAAUAUCCUUAUCAGUUAGCUGUUGCUAUGCAGGUAAUGGUGCCGGAGGCUAUCGCCAUUGUCGUGGCUCCCACUGAUAAGACAAGGAAUUAUGGUAUAUUCCGGCUGACGGAUCCUAGUGGAAUGAACGUUGUUAAGGAAUGCGAAGAGAACGGGUUCCACCCUCACCGGGAUUCCACCGACGGUAGGCCGUUGUAUGAACAAUGCUCACAUGUUUAUAUCAACCCAAACCUAAGAUUUGAAAUCUUUGAUCUUCGUUGAUAUGACUGAACAUACUGCUUUGUUUCCACAUUUGAAGACAAUUGAGGUACAUUUCUUUGCAAUCAUGCAUGUAAAGCUUAGUACGGCUUAGCAUCAGUAGUCAGUUCCAACUUCCAAAUGUAGUACAAACUCUUGUUGUGCACAAGGUUACAUAGAUCCAUCUCCUGUAGAUUGUUAAAAAAGUGUAAAUGCUUCUAAUUGUCCACUGCUCAAUAUGAAUAUAGGAUUAACUUAAAAGGACUAAAUAAAAUUUGAUGUAUUUUUUCUUUUGCA